AUGCUUGAACCCAAGCAGGAUGAGCCAUGUGACCUCAGGGGCCAGAGAAUGACCUCUGAGGAGGACCAGUCCCCGGGGAACCUGUCGGACGCUUCGCUCACCACAGCGAGCCCUCGGUCCAGGAGUCUCACGCUGCUGGAGGACAUGUGUACCUCUCUGGAGGAGAACCUGGUUCCUCCAACACCUCCACCCUCCACUGAAGGAGAAGAUGGCAGAAGCACAGAGAGCAGCGUCCACGAGGAUGAGGGCAAAGAGAAGGAGUUCUUGCACGCACACUCACGAGACUGUGAUGAAGAAAAACAGCUGCUUGUUGAUGAAGAGAAUGUGUCAGAUGCGCUGGACACCAAUGCUCCCCCUUCAUCAUCAUCCUCAUCAUUUGUCAUCCCCGAGCUUCGAUUAGAUCGCUCCUUCAGUGCGGACGCCCUCUCCACCCCCGGCACCGAUGAAGAGUAUGAGGAUGAGGAUGAAGAGGAGGAUGAUGAAGAGGAGGAGGAAGAUAGUGACGAGAACUACCUGGAGCGCAGUGACAGUAAACGCAGGAGCAUGGUUGAAGCCUCCUCAUGUGAAAAGCACCCGAGUGGACUCAGCGUGCAGAACUCCCUGCGCAGACGCACACACAGCGAGGGAAGUCUUCUCCAGGACCCGCGCACGACCUGCUUCACUUCUGAUAACGCCAUCCACUGCAUGGAGGGCUCAGGGACACACACGGGCGGGUGGACGCUUCCCUCACCCAGAACCCUGAAGAAAGAGCUGACGAAGAACGGAGGGUCCAUGCAUCAGCUCUGCAUGCUGUUCUCCGGGAGAAAAUUGAGCGCCGGCUCUGAAUGCAGCUGUGACACGGGUCCUGACGGGGCCAAGAAGAAGAAGUCCAAAAACCUGGCCAAAGACAUGAAGAACCGACUCGCUUUCCUGAGGAGGAGGAAUGAGUCUCCCGGAAGCACCCCAGUCGGCAAGCUCGACAAAACCUUGAAGUCUAUCAAGCCCACUCCAGAAGAGGCGAUGAAGUGGGGCGAAUCGUUGGACAAGCUGCUCGUCCACAAAUAUGGGCUGGCGGCGUUCAGAGCUUUCCUGCGCACAGAGUUUAGUGAAGAGAAUCUGGAUUUCUGGCUGGCCUGCGAGGAUUACAAGAAGAUUAAAUCCCAGUCCAAGAUGACAUCGAAAGCUAAGAAAAUCUAUGCCGAGUUCAUCGCCAUCCAGUCCUGUAAAGAGGUGAAUUUGGAUUCCUACACCAGGGAACACACUAAAGAGAACUUGCAAGACAUCAACCGCUCGUGCUUCGACCUGGCCCAGAGGAGGAUACACGGCCUGAUGGAGAAAGACUCGUACGCUCGAUUUCUGCGCUCGGAGCUCUACGUGGACUUAGUGAACCAGAAGAAACCAAGCACCACAUCGACAUCCUCCUCCUCCUAAGACGACACCGAGAGAGAGACACUAUA
Molecule: messenger RNA, 1436 nt
Organism: Rhinichthys klamathensis goyatoka
Lineage: Eukaryota; Metazoa; Chordata; Actinopteri; Cypriniformes; Leuciscidae
Product: regulator of G-protein signaling 3-like
Exons: 6
Coding region: 1-1410 (469 amino acids)
Biological process (GO): signal transduction
Cellular component (GO): plasma membrane; nucleus
Source: RefSeq, a predicted model, not a curated record